This is a messenger RNA of Owenia fusiformis, 545 nucleotides long. NCBI's taxonomy places the organism in Eukaryota, Metazoa, Annelida, Polychaeta, Sabellida, Oweniidae. The record is from the annotation of a GenBank genome assembly.
AUUACUCAUCUGGUAAGUGAUUCCAAUACCAGUAUUAAAAAGCUGACAAGAGAAAGUAACAUUCAAACAAUAGAUUGUCUUGUCCAUAAAAUUCGUGGAAUGAAAAGAAAGUUUUAUACCCUUUCUUUGAGUGAGCAAAUUGUAGGUAAAACAACAAGUCCUCAAUUUAAGUACAUCAGAUCACAGCUGUGUGAAACAUUAGCAAAUCGCUUAUCCCUAGAACUAAGAUUUAUGAGAAACAAGCACAAAGGCAACAUCAAUAAUUUUUUAAGGGAUGUCGAAAGACUUACGCAUAUAAUAAUUCCUUGUCUUUCUGGUUCUCGUGGCAUGUGCAAAAUAUCAUCAUAUUGCAAUGGGCAAAACAUUAAAAAACAACUCCCAAAUAAAAUGUACCUCAAGCCAACCCCAACAGACUCGAAACUUCUUCAACAGUGCAUUGAUUGUAGGAGACACGCGUCCAUCUGAAGUGAGCAAAUGUCCUUUCGACCCUUCGAGAGCAGGCAAUACUCUGUGGCGGCCUAACCACCCCUUUAACGAUUAACGAG